Propithecus coquereli (Coquerel's sifaka) is the source of this 1387-nucleotide messenger RNA. RefSeq names its product SERTA domain containing 3 (gene SERTAD3). Gene Ontology annotation, biological process: positive regulation of DNA-templated transcription. The coding region runs from base 155 to 751 and encodes 198 amino acids. The record is from RefSeq and is a predicted model, not a curated record. Gene Ontology annotation, cellular component: nucleus. Lineage: Eukaryota; Metazoa; Chordata; Mammalia; Primates; Indriidae. The transcript is spliced from 2 exons.
CUCGCAGCUCGGCUCCGGGGCGGAGCUGGGUGGGCCCGAGGCCAGAAGGAGAGGCCCAGCGGAGGUGAGCGAGGCCCCAACCCAGCUUUGGUGGGUCGCAACGCUGUAGGCGUUUCGGGAGGUGGUUGUUGAGAACCUGGCGGCUGAGGGCAUCAUGGUGGGAGGCUUGAAGAGGAAGCACUCGGAAGUGGAAGGGGAGGAGGAGGAUGAGAAGUGGGACUGGAGUCCAGCUGGCCUUCAGAGCUACCAGCAAGCCCUGCUCCGCAUCUCCCUAGACAAAGUCCAGCGCAGCCUGGGUCCCCGCGCACCCAGCCUCCGAAGGCAUGUUCUCAUCCAAAACACCCUCCAACAGCUCCAGGCUGCACUUCGCCUGGCUCCCGCCCCUGCCCUGCCCCCAGAGCCCCUCUUCCUGGGCGAGGAAGAUUUCUCCCUGUCGGCCACCAUUGGCUCUAUUCUCAGGGAGCUGGAGACCUCCAUGGAUGAGACCGAGCCUCCUCAGAAUCCAGUGGCUCCCUCAGACCUCCAGAAUGAAUUGCCACCCCAGCCUGAUCCAGUCUUCUUAGAAGCUCUGAGCUCCCGGUACUUGGGGGACUCUGGCCUGGAUGACUUCUUUCUGGACAUUGACACAUCUGCAGUGGAAAAGGAGCCCACGCUGGUCCAGCCGGAGCCGCCUCACAACUUCUUCUGUGCCCCAGGCUCCUGGGAAUGGAAUGAACUAGAUCACAUCAUGGAAAUCAUUCUUGGGUCCUAAAAUUUUGAUUUGAGGCGGGGGGGAAUCCUCCUGUCAGCCUUGGUAGGCCGGAUCCCUGGAUGCAACUUUGUGUGUUUUGGGGCGGGGGGCUCUAAGCAGUGACUGUGGCCUCCUUUCCUCCCAUUUCAGGGUUCCACAAACUGUCUUGCAUGUGUGUAUGUGUCUGGUUAGCCCAGCCUUCUGUGAAGGUGGGUCUUCCUCAAUUAAUUUAUCUGUUCCAAAUGCCUUAAUGGGACUCUGUUUCUGGGAGUCUGAUUUUCCACUUACACACAUUUCUUCUGCCUUUUUCCUCCAGUUCCUACUCCCCUUGUGACCACUGGGGCCUCAGGGAAGAUAAAGAAAGCUAGGCCUGUCAAAGGAUGACAGGGAUGUGCUGCCAGGUUGCUAUGGAAACCCAGGCUCUGCCUCUUGCACCUUGAGGGAGUAGGAGGGGCUGGUCCCCUCUUCCCAGGCUGAACCCCGCUUCCUUGGCAGGACCCCAGUCCCAGCAGCCUCCUGAUUCAUAACCAGGCCGGACCACGUGCAAUAGGGUGGAAACCAAACUGCUCCGUGCUACAUUAUUUAAAAGAAAGGCAGGGUUUGUGUUGGCUUUUUUUAUUGUAAUUUUUUUUUUUAAUAAAAUUAUUUUGGAAGGAG